AUGCAGCACAUUUACCGGGCGUCACUGCUGAGCCAGCUACCCAUGGACCACUUCCCCCCACCACCACGACGCCGAAAGCACAAACAAUCCAGAACGACCGACCACGUGCAGCCAGCAGAUCAUCUGAAGCCCACUGCACAGCCCAGCAGCAACAGAGGCACAGCCACACCCUUUGACUGCCAUGCCCCAGCCUCAGCAGCCAUCCCAGCCUCUUCUCCCCACUCCUCUAACACCUCCUCUCCCCAUUCCCUCAGUGCCUCUCCCCACCCGAACCCCAGUCCCCCAUCCCCUCGCCGCUCUCUCCUGCCGCAAUUUGCCUCGUCCCCUCUUGGACUUGCCACCCGCAACGCCAACAAGAUGCGAUUCCUGCCGCCCAGAAGAGAUUCUGUGCUGCCCAGCACACACUCAAUGCCGGCCAGUGCGGAUGGUGCUGUGGCCCGUAGUCAUUCUCUGCCGCCCAUUGCGCCAUCCAGUUCACACUCUAUGCAGCCCGGGUGGCAUGAAGCAGAUGCGAGGGAGGGAAUGGUGGGCGGCAGCGAGCUGGCAGAAGGGAGGAGCGGGCAUGCCAUGCAGCAUCCCAACUCCAAUACACGUGACAAUAGCAAGGGUGAAUGCGAAGCAGCAGCAGCAGCAGCAGCAGCAGCUGGUGCUGGUGCUUGUGCCUCCCCAGCAUUCCCAGCCAACCCUGCAUGUGCACCUGCCUCUCUUCCAACACCAACACCCGCCGCCUCCUCCGCACAACCCCACGCAGCGCUCCCUGGUGCAUCACACACACCUACCCCCGAAAAAACUCCCUCCCAUCCAGUUGCUACCUCGGCAACACAAGGAGCUCAGCCCGAGAACGGUUGGCCUAAGCCCGGUUAUUGUAAUGAAACUGUUAAUGAUUUUCAGUGCGUUGGUGUGGAUGAGGUGUUUGGGGGCAUUGAUCUGGAUGCUUUGGAGGCGGAAGCAUUGCAGAAGAGCCAGCACAAGAAGCAGCGGGCUUCAGUUUUUGAGGAGCCUGAGAAUGAGGUGUUUGGGGGCAUUGAUUUGGAUGCGUUGGAGGAGGAAGCGUUGCAGCAGAGCCAGCGCAAGAAGCAGUGGGUGGCGGCGAGUGAGGGGAUGGUGAAGGGGAGGGAAGUGGUGGUGGAGGGGGUUGUUGGGGCUGGAGUGGAAGGCAAAUCGUCAUUGUCCCCGCAGUGGUGUGCUUGGUGA
Closterium sp. Naga37s-1 is the source of this 1194-nucleotide messenger RNA. Lineage: Eukaryota; Viridiplantae; Streptophyta; Zygnematophyceae; Desmidiales; Closteriaceae. The record is from the annotation of a GenBank genome assembly.